This is a messenger RNA of Mucor velutinosus, 591 nucleotides long. RefSeq names its product Meiotic Sister-Chromatid recombination aldehyde dehydrogenase (gene MSC7). Bases 1 to 591 code for a protein of 196 amino acids. Gene Ontology annotation, cellular component: cytosol. The transcript has 5 exons. NCBI's taxonomy places the organism in Eukaryota, Fungi, Mucoromycota, Mucoromycetes, Mucorales, Mucoraceae. The record is from RefSeq and is a predicted model, not a curated record.
AUGAAUCAAGUAGCAACAGAGUACGAGCGAAAGCAUGUGUAUCGCAUUGAAUGCAAUGACUGCAGCUCAGUAUUGACAGAUCGUGGCAUGAACGCUGUGUUAUUAUCGGAUAGAUCUGUCCAGCUAUUUUCAACGGAUCUAGUGCCUGAUAGUGUUGCAUUUGUUCACGGUGAUUAUGCUGCUGCAUCAUGCUCAUGCCGUGUACGAGAUAUUGCAUGCAAAAACUGUGGCAAUGUGGUAGGCUAUCAUGUCAAUGUGCCAUGUAAGCUCUGCUUAGGUCAACCAAACAAUGGGCAUUAUUGGAUGUUUCGUAGUUUUGAUAUCAAAGCACAGCAAAUAUUUGUCCAAUUGGGUCCCAAAGGCACGGAUCUACCUUUGCUCUGGGGAUUUGUUCGCGAUGCUGGUGAUUUCUCUGGCGGAUUCUUUAGAUCAGGAGAUGCCGCUGCAGCUAAAUUGUCCUGUCAAUUAUCGGUUCAUUUAGCUUCAUCCGUGCCAUUAGUGGUACAUGAUCCUGUUGUGAAACAUGUCAUGGCACAAACAUUCCAUGAUAACGACAGUGUACACUUACAGCAUGUUUAUUACUGUAGAUAA